AAAAGUUAAUUGAAAUUGAGAAUGAAAAUAAUCAUUAGUUGCAGCCCUACUGACAACAUACAUAGUGAGUAGUAAGCUUAAUAGUAAGCUUUAGUCCUUUCUAAUGGGAUAUGUUGAGGUUACAUUGUUAUUGUUUUCUUUGCUUGUUUGUUUGUUUGUUUUGGCUCAAAUGCUAUUAGUGAAUGAAAUUAGGCUAAUAAAUAAGGAUUCAAAUUUUUUAUCACAAUCGGUUUGAAAAUUUGACCUAAUACACAGUGUUGAUUCCAGGAUCCACUUGAAUCAAUUUGAAAAUUUAACACUUCCCAUUGCUCGUUAAAUUUACGUAUUUGAUAUUAUCUUCAUAAUAAUCUGUCAUUAAAUCUGUUAUCAACCAAUUAAUUAUAAUAAUGAUGUUUGUCACCCCUCACCUGAGACUGUUGGUUAGAGAUAGAAUACACAUGUGGUUCUACCUGGAAGAAACAUGCUCAAGUGCAGGCAGAUUUAAUGAUGCCCAGGUGUGAUCAUGGACGUACAGUCGUGUCUAUAAAAAGAUGGAGACAAAGGAGAAAUUCUGAAUAAGGUCAGAUGUGCUGGAUUGGACCGCUGUGACAAAGCACAGUUGAUUCUGACCUGCUGCCGCUGCUAUUUUCCUGUCCUUACAAACAUCGCUGUAUGUCCAACGCACACAUCAUGCUGGACCGAUCUUACUGCCACACGGUCUACUUACUGCUGCAUUGAGAGCAAGCACGAGGUCACCAUCCUCAGUGGACUCAACGAGUUUGUGGUCAAGUUCCAUGGACCACCUGGAACGCCGUAUGAAGGAGGCGUGUGGAAGGUCCGGGUGGACCUGCCAGAUAAAUACCCCUUCAAAUCACCAUCAAUAGGAUUCAUGAAUAAAAUCUUUCAUCCCAACAUUGAUGAAGCGUCAGGCACGGUGUGUUUAGAUGUCAUCAACCAGACAUGGACGGCUCUCUACGACCUCACCAACAUCUUUGAGUCGUUCCUCCCUCAGCUGCUCGCCUACCCAAACCCAAUCGAUCCUCUGAACGGGGACGCAGCCGCCAUGUACCUGCACCGACCAGAGGAUUAUAAACACAAGAUCAAAGAGUACAUCCAGAAGUACGCCACAGAGGAGGCUCUAAAGGAGCAGGAGGAAGGAGGGGGCGACUCUUCUUCCGAGAGCUCCAUGUCAGACUUUUCGGAGGACGAGGCUCAGGACAUGGAGUUGUAGUGAAGGGGGGGGUCCUGUCCACUUCACCUCACAACAGACUGUCAUUUCCUAAAGAGCAGAAACUCAGUACUAUAUUCAUAUUUAAACAAGACAAUUUUUUUACAGCAACACAAGAAUUUUUAUUGCUACACAAGAAUUUGCAGUGUGAUAUUGGAGAAUAUUAACCUUUAUUUAGGAAUUCAUGACCACCUGCCCCUUCCCCUUCCUCUUCACCCCGACAGAGCCUGUUUAGAUCAGAAAGGAGCGCACCAUUCAAUUCCAUGAUCUUUGGUGGCUUCAGUCAAGGCUGCCACACUGCUUGACUGAGGCUAAGCCGAGCAGUGAGACCAGCGCAGGAGGCAGGAGGACUGUCAUUAAAACAAAAUGAGACUGUUUACACUCUGUUUCCUAUUUGGAUCCACAAGCCACAUCACACCAGCUUUUCUUUUGUAUCAUGCUCAAGUUUUUCUUUUUUUCUUUUUUUCUUUUCUUUUCUUUUGUCUUUAUUCAACAUUUUACUGCAUCAUCGGGCAUCUGUUCCUCACUGACAGCGGUCUGCAGGAUGACAAUCCACUAUUUCUUAGCAGUCUCGACUUCAGAAGAGUGUGGAUUCCCCUUUUUGUUUUUGUUUUUUUAACAUCACCUUUCACUUUUUUGAGACUGCCACCCUGAGGAGCUGCCAUUACAAUCACCACUUCUGAGGAGCACAGAAGACCAGAAGGCCACGGUGCUGUCGAGUGUUUAUCCUGUACAGACUGGCGUGGCUGCAGACGGCCUCUCUGACAGGACUGCCCUCUGUGCAGACCUGCACACACCUUGUGCACACUAUCAAACAACCAUUGCAUCAACCAUGACAACGCCAAAGCGCGUGUGUGUGUGUGUCUGUGUGUGUCUGUGUGUGCGUGUGCGUGUGUGUGCGUGCCUGUGUGCAUGCAUGAAGGUAUUCCAGGGAGAAUCAUGCCGCAUUGAUAACCCGUGUUGUACUGAUGCUCAGCAGAAGUGGAGGAGAAGGUUCACCAACCCGAUCGUUCUCGUCUUCAACACCCAUCUCCUCCUCCUCCUCCUCUUAUUUGUCCUCCUCUCCGUUUUAGGAAAGUGUUUGUCAUUCUCUCAGUAUCUCUGUAUAUUGUGGCAUGACACAGAAGUAAAGUUUUUGUAG
This is a messenger RNA of Xiphias gladius (swordfish), 2348 nucleotides long. RefSeq names its product ubiquitin-conjugating enzyme E2 H-like. The record is from RefSeq and is a predicted model, not a curated record. The coding region runs from base 869 to 1210 and encodes 113 amino acids. NCBI's taxonomy places the organism in Eukaryota, Metazoa, Chordata, Actinopteri, Istiophoriformes, Xiphiidae. The transcript is spliced from 9 exons. Gene Ontology annotation, biological process: ubiquitin-dependent protein catabolic process; protein polyubiquitination. Gene Ontology annotation, cellular component: nucleus. Gene Ontology annotation, molecular function: ubiquitin conjugating enzyme activity.